This is a messenger RNA of Anopheles coluzzii, 3343 nucleotides long. It is a transcript of the gene Ktl, whose product is annotated as BTB/POZ domain-containing protein KCTD8. Lineage: Eukaryota; Metazoa; Arthropoda; Insecta; Diptera; Culicidae. Gene Ontology annotation, molecular function: protein binding. The transcript has 2 exons. The record is from RefSeq and is a predicted model, not a curated record. Gene Ontology annotation, biological process: protein homooligomerization. Bases 820 to 1515 code for a protein of 231 amino acids.
AACGCGUCCGCUCGCUGGUCGUGGCGAACGUUCGUGCACAUCCCGAUCUCAUUUCAGUCGCGUACGGGUGCGAGUCUGGACGUGUGUCUUUCUCGUAACAUUACCGCCCAAACCAAGCACAGGAGCAGAGAUCGGUGCAGGCACGCGCUACAUCUUCACCGCACACACACACACACAUACACAUCCACUGUCCAUCUGUCCGCCACCCGGCCCCCGAACGCCACCCACGAGGUGGAGUGCAGCCGCGGCCAAGUGCAUCUGCAAAGCUCAUCUCCGGGUUCGUCUCCGGAACGGACCUGUCCUUCAAACGUGCUUCCUUUACUUCCCCGCUCGUCUACUCUCCACCCUUCCCUCGUGCACAUUUGCUCUCUAGGCCUCCGGACAGGUGGGUUGCGGGAGAACAAUUGCUACUACAGCUACGCUCGAUCGUGAUUUUGUGAGUUUGGUUGCUGUGAUGCGAAUGGUUUAUUUUGCAACGAUUUUUCCCGCCAGAAAAUCAAAGUGCAUCGUGAGCAGAAGUGUAUGUGUGUGUUAAUAAUUGAAGAAGAAAAGAAAAACAGCAAGCGCGUGUGAUUUUAGUGCUUAAAAACAAGUUGCAGCUCCCCAACCAAACGACCCCCGACACUCGAGCCUUCCAUGCAAUCAACGAUCGUGUCCGGCAAUCAACCCGUCCGCCAUCGUUGAGUCCGAACUCGUCCCCUGUCAAAAGCCCCGAGCAGUAGCUGCACGAGAGCCCGUGCUUGCUGUGCUUGCAUCGAGUGCAACGCGUGUGAGUCUACCAUUCAGGCGCAAACCGUCGCGCGCACCGCUUGCUAAACGAUGAGCGCGUUCCCGGAGGUGGUCGAGCUGAACGUCGGCGGUACCGCGUACGCCGUCAGCCUGAAGACGCUGCUCGCCGAGGAGGGCUCCUGGCUGCAGGACACGUUCGGUGGGGGCAGCCCACCGCCCGACCUGCCCGUCGACGCCCGCGGCCACUACUUCAUCGACCGCGAUGGCGGCCUGUUCCGGCACGUGCUGGACUAUCUGCGCGAUCCGGCACGGUACACCGUCCCGAUCGGGUUCCUCGAGCGCGACCGGUUGCGCCGCGAGGCCGAGCACUACCGGCUGGCCGGGCUGAUCGAGCUGCUGGGCAAGCAGGUGCCGGGCUGCAUCACCGUCGGCUACCGGGGCAGCUUCCAGUUCGGGCGGGACGGGCUGGCCGACGUGAAGUUCCGCAAGAUCACGCGCCUGCUGGUGCACGGUAGGGUCGCCCUCUGCCGGGAGGUGUUUGGCGACACGCUGAACGAGUCGCGCGACCCGGACCACGGCGGCUCGGACCGAUACACGGCCCGGUUCUUCCUGAAGCACGUGUUCAUCGAGCAGGCGUUCGACAUGCUGCAGGAGCAGGGCUUCCGGCUGGUGGCCAGCUGCGGCUCCGGCACGGCCGGUUCCGUGUCGGAAAACCUGAAGCCGGGCGUCGACACGGAAGAAAACCGCUGGAACCACUACAACGAGUUUGUCUUCGUGCGCGACUAAGCGCGACAGCGCAGGGCCACUUUUGACACACACAAACUUUACACACACACACACCCUGACACACUCAAUACACAAACUAACACACACUGGCAGACAGCAAGCCACACACACCCGUGAAUGGAGCAGACUUGACAUGAGAUGCUAGACACGCGAUGAGGCUGGACGAUGAAAUCGGCGAUGCAAAAGGCGAGCAGAACACACCACAACAACGGCAACAACUAUAAAACAAUAAUUUGCAAACAUCGCACAACCCUCAACGGCGGAACGCGAACCCGAGCCGAACGACUUAAAUUCGACAACUCGAACUUUUGCAGCCCCUUAAAGUUCGUACCCUUGAAUUGAUUUCGAUCGCUCUGGUGCGCGAAACGGCCGGCACGGGAGUACCGCAACGCGAUCGUGUGCAGCAAUCAAAUCCAGCCACUACUUUUACUACAGCAACAGAGUGCAGGUGAGCGAGAAAAGGAGAGAGUGACAGGGGUGGAGAUGCAACAAAAAACACAUUGGAGAUAUGGCAGCUUCCGAAAACCAAUCAAUCACAAUCCACCGGGCACAUGGCACAAAGCGCAACCCUAACUUCCCACCAAUGUAACAAACGUGGUAAUCUUUUGAUAGUAUAGCUCAAUCGUUCUUUCCCCCCCCCCCCCCCCCAUUUUCACAACUCAACAACUCCACACAGUAGUAAUAGUAGGUAGAGUGAUUCUGGCAAUAGUGUCAAUGGUCGUAGCCCUUGCUCAUCUUUCCCGUGCGCCACCGACAGUGCUGGGGAAGGGAACAGUAAAUCAGAACAACAAAACAAAACCCACCGAAGCAAAUGGGCAGAACCGGAACGGCCACAGAAUGGAAUUGUUUCUAACCACCAUUCUCUUCAUGGCAAGGAAUGAUCUCGGUGUCUCGGUUUAAAGGGUUGUGGUACACCCCUCCCCACAGGGUGGAAUGGAAUCAAAGUAGCAUUUGUCCGACCACUUCGGUAGAGGAGUAGUUACCGUGUAAUAGAGAAAUCGAACUUUGUAGUUUGAAACUUAACAAUCUUAUAGAUCCAGUUUUAUGUAGUUUUUUUUUAAGUGAGUACAAUUGUGCAAAGAUGCUGUGUUGGUAUGUGUGAGUGUGGUGAAGAAGUAUAAACCACAUGCACACACACACACACACAUACAGAAAAGAAAUCUGAGAACAACUUUUGCCAUUUUCCGCUCCAUCGAAAUAGCAAGAGUUUUUCCCAGCCCGUUGUAGCUGCCAAAGCUGCCAAACUGCACAGAAAACGUCAUAAAAUGCUCACAUACGAGCACAGCACACACUCACACAAACAAUCUCCCAUUAGCCAUUUUUCCUUUCCUGCGGCUUUGGCCGUACCAGAAACAGCAGCAAAAAAUCUCCCUGUUCCAGAUGAGGUUAUUUUCUACCGAGCUAGGUUUUAUUAUUAAUUAACAAAACCAAGACCCACCACGCUACCCCGACUACUGGGAGCAGAAUUUGAGCAGAAGGCCCAGCCAACGUGUGUAUGUGUUCGGAAAAUGGUACGGAAGCGCAAGUAACACAGCGUGUGGCGUAAACAGGGCGUUGCAUUUAUUUCAGAUAAACACGGUCGAGUGUUGCGAACAGUCUGGGACAAAGAAGAGAAAAAAAACUCACACACACAAACACACAUACAAAUACCACCAAGCGGGUUGUUGUGGACAAUUCGGGUGAAAAUGAAAAGCAACAAAAUGAGUAAAUGUGUCAAAUGCAUCUGCUCGAUGGACACUAAACGCCACGCACAACGCACAACAAAAACAUACACACCUACACAUACGUUCACACAACAAUUGAAAGCGUUCACAGCGUUCGCACAUAA